AUGUGCGGUAACACCAUGUCUGCUCCACUGUUAGCCAUUGUGCCUUGUGCCCAGAAGGCUGCCACUGUGGUAAUUUUCCUUCAUGGAUUGGGAGAUACUGGGAAUGGAUGGGCAGAAGCCUUUGCAGGUGUCACAAGUUCACAUACCAAAUGUAUCAGCUUGCAUACACUUGUUAUGCCUGUUACAUUACAUAUAAAUGUGGAUAUGCCUUCUUGGUUUGAUAAUAUUGGACUUCGAUCAGACUCACAGGAGGAUGAAUAUGGAAUUAAACAGGCAGUAGACAAUGUAAAGGCUUUGAUAGAUCAAGCAGUGACAAGUGGCAUCCCCUCUAAUAGAAUUACUUUGGAAGGAUUUUCUCAGGGAACAAUUUCGGGUUCUAACAGGGAUAUCUCUAUUUUCCCAGUGCCAUGGAGAUUGCAACCCUUAGGUCCACUAAUGUUUGGUUUUCUUACUAUGGAAAAACUAAACACAUUGCUAAAUCUGGCCAGUGUAACCUUUAAGACCUAUGAAGGCAUGAGGCACAGUUCCUGUCAGCAGGAAAUGAUGGAUGUCAGGCAAUUCAUUGAUAAAAUCCUACCUCUAAUUGAUUUGAGUCAUUAA
Lepus europaeus (European hare) is the source of this 600-nucleotide messenger RNA. RefSeq names its product acyl-protein thioesterase 1-like. Lineage: Eukaryota; Metazoa; Chordata; Mammalia; Lagomorpha; Leporidae. Gene Ontology annotation, biological process: protein depalmitoylation. The record is from RefSeq and is a predicted model, not a curated record. Gene Ontology annotation, molecular function: carboxylic ester hydrolase activity; palmitoyl-(protein) hydrolase activity. The transcript has 2 exons. Gene Ontology annotation, cellular component: cytoplasm. Bases 1 to 600 code for a protein of 199 amino acids.